Molecule: messenger RNA, 545 nt
Organism: Cynocephalus volans (Philippine flying lemur)
Lineage: Eukaryota; Metazoa; Chordata; Mammalia; Dermoptera; Cynocephalidae
Gene: TAFA2
Product: TAFA chemokine like family member 2
Exons: 4
Coding region: 60-545 (161 amino acids)
Molecular function (GO): receptor ligand activity
Source: RefSeq, a predicted model, not a curated record
UUGAAGAUAUCCUUUGCAUAUUGGACUGGACAAUAACAGAUCAUUGCUGCUAGGUUCUGAUGGGGAUGAGUAAGAGAUACUUACAGAAAGCAACAAAAGGAAAACUGCUAAUAAUCAUAUUUAUUAUAACCUUGUGGGGGAAAGUUGUAUCCAGUGCAAACCAUCAUAAAGCUCACCAUGUUAAAACAGGAACUUGCGAGGUGGUGGCACUCCACAGAUGCUGUAAUAAGAACAAGAUAGAAGAACGGUCACAAACAGUCAAGUGCUCCUGCUUCCCUGGGCAGGUGGCAGGCACCACGCGAGCUGCUCCAUCUUGUGUGGAUGCUUCAAUAGUGGAACAAAAAUGGUGGUGCCACAUGCAGCCAUGUCUAGAGGGAGAGGAAUGUAAAGUUCUUCCGGAUCGGAAAGGAUGGAGCUGUUCCUCUGGGAAUAAAGUAAAAACAACUAGGGUAAGUGAACAGCCAGCUUGGGAAAGCAAAAGUGUCUCUGAGUUGAUGGAGAAUGUGUGCGUGUGCAGUAACCUCAUCAAUAUGAUUGUGGAAUAA